UAGCUGACAACAGAUCAAAAAAAUGAUGUAUUUUUGUUUUCUUGUUUAUUUUCUGGUUAUUUUCUGGAUACAGGGUGGUGAAACACAGUUUGAAAAUAAAUUUGUUAUCAGGACUAAUGCUACCAGUGUAUUACCCAAUGAGCCCUACACCAUCACUUGUUAUUCUACUUCAUACAAUAGCUUUAACUUAACAAAGAACCACACGAAUAUUGUUCAAAGGUUCGAGAGAAAAUGCCAAUUUGAAACUGGUGUUAAUGAAAAUGACUACGAAUGUAUACCAACAUCUGCUUACCCUAGAUAUGAACUAACAUUAACUGUUCUUCAUGGUGAGAAAUAUCCAACUACAGCACAGUGGGAUUGUGUUCAUCCUAAAGAUGACAGGAUAUAUUCCAGUGUUAAUAUCACAGUUAGGAAUUCUGAUCCACGAAGAACAACAACUCAUCAUGAUAAAACAGCAUCUCCAACACAACCUCCACGCCAGUCAUCCUCCAGUUCACCUCCCGGUCAGCCACCAGUCUCUAGCACCAAUAAUGUCGACAAGCAACCAAACAUCAUUCUAAUAGCUAUUGUCUGUUCUGUGGUUGUUUGUGUUUUGGUAAUCACCGUGAUCGCCGUGAUGUUUGUGUAUAAUAAACGAAAAAAAGAUCUGGCUAAGCUAGGGUCAACAAGACCAAUAGCACGAGAACCAAUGAGAUUUCAAGAUGAUGGUACUUACGUUAAAGUUGAUAAACUACCACCACCAAAAUAUGAUUGGAAUGUUCGCGAUGAGGAUUUCGUUAGCCUUCAUGAAACUCUUCAGGUUGAUAGUGUACCAGAAAGUUCCAACCCUAAUUUUGAUGCCAGUAAGGUUUAUGGAGUUGUUUGUAAGAAUUCCGUUGCUAAUUCUAAGGACCCUUAUGGAGGUGAUGAGGCCGGAAAAAGCAACCCGAAUUUUGAUGCUGAUAAAGUGUACGGAGUAGUGGAUAAAUCUGCGAAUUGA
This is a messenger RNA of Lottia gigantea (owl limpet), 979 nucleotides long. RefSeq lists its product as hypothetical. The record is from RefSeq and is a predicted model, not a curated record. Lineage: Eukaryota; Metazoa; Mollusca; Gastropoda; Lottiidae. The transcript is spliced from 4 exons. Bases 23 to 979 code for a protein of 318 amino acids.